GAGCAGGAGCGUCUGUGACAGUGGACUACACUGAUUCAUGCUGUCGUAGAGCCUCAUUUCUUUCUUUCUUUUUUUUAUGGGGAUUUGUAGAAUUUUAAUGCGGCCAGAAAAGAGCGCAUGAAGGAGAAGAUGAAUGUGGAGGCUCUGAGCAGAGCAGAGCUGCUGACUCUCCUCAGUAUCCUGGAGGGAGAACUGGAGGCCCAGGAUGUAGUCAUUCAUGCCCUCCGGGCUCAGCACAGGGAUGCAUUCGUCCAAGAGCGCUAUGGCCAGUAUGACCUCAGCGAUCCCUUCCUGGCUCUGCAAAGGGACAGUGAAGCAGUGGAACGUCAGAACAGCCUCAGCCAGCCUCACACUCACCUGCAGGGACGGGCAGUGGGUCCGAACCCUCUGGCUGUGCUGAAGCUGGUCAUGGCUCACUGCAAGAAGAUGCAGGAGAGGAUGAUGGGACAGCUGGCAGCUGCUGAGAGCAGACACAGGCGGAUGAUAGCUGAUCUGGAGGAGGAAAAACGGCGCCAUGCUCAGUGCUCUGCCAGAAAUGAUGAUGAUGUCACCUUCAUGUUGCAAAGAGAAAGAGACAAUCUGCUGCAACAGUUGGAAAUGGAGCGUGCAACUGUGCAGAGGUUAGAGAAGGAACAGGUCCAGACAAUGAGCCAGGCAGAGGAGUCAUUGUCUGAGCAGCAGCAGCUCUACUCCACUCUGACUCUGGAGCUCCAGAAAGCCAGCAGCCAAGCACAAGAGGAGGCUCAAAAGGUCUCGCAGCUCCGCGCCAGGCUCCAAGAAGAAACCUGUGCUCUGGAUAAGCUCCAGAGUGUUCUUGAAGAGGAGAAGAACCGGGCAGCCCAGCUAGAGGCCAGCUCGGAGAGACAGCUGGCUGAGUUUGAUACAGAACGAGAGCAGAUGAAAGCCAAAAUCAGCAAAGAAAUGGAGAGGAGUAGGGAGCUGGAGAGGCAGGUGGAGGAGCUGAAGAGGAGGCUGGCUACCAGUGGAGAAUGUAAACAUGAAGCAAAUGAGGCUGUCACAGAGGUGAAAGAGUCACCUUCUAAAGUGAUGGUUGAGUCCACCUCUGUUCAGACUGAGCCUGAUGGGAAGAUCACACCUAAAGCAGCCUCUCUGUCAAAGGUCAACGGUCUUCACACACUCAAAGAAGCAGAAACAACAGCACAAGAAAAUGGAGCGAUGGUGGAAAAUGGAGCAGCUUUGCAUUCUACUCAUCCUCACCCUCACCCUCAUCCUCACUCUCCCUCCAGUACAGCCUCUUCAUCACUGUCCUCCUCCCCCAUUUCCUCCCCAGUUCUUGUCAAGCGUCUUGGUAGUCCAGGCUUCCAUCAGUCCUCUUACCAGGCCGGAGUCAACCAGCGCUUCCAGGCUGCACGACACAAAUUCCAGACCCAGGCUGAGCUGGAGCAACAGCAUGGCAGUGGAGGUCCUUUGUCUCCCAGGGACCUCUCCCCCACCACCUCCUCUAUUCCUCCCCCACCAGAGAACAGCACAGCGAAGCAGCUGGCCCGCAACACUGUCACUCAGGUGCUGUCCAGGUUCACUAGCCAACAGGCCGGGGUCAAGCUGGCACCCAUCAGCAGCUCUCCAUUUGGUACAGAUUACCGCAGUCUAGCAGCAUCCCCUCCUGGAGGGAGGUCACCGUCUUCGGGGCCUUUAUCUCCAGGGAUCCGCUCCCCACUCACUCCGCGCUCUGAGCGGACCCACCCUCCCCCUCCAGUACCCCCUAAAAAGCCAGGCAUGAGUCCAACUCCAGGUUCCCCGAGUCACUCUGUCCGGACCAUGCUCUUCCCAGAGGUGACUGGGAACUGUGGGCACAGUGGACAGGAAGGAGCCAAGGAGCCAGACCUGGUUCUAUCAUCCAGCAGCUAACAGUUACAACAAUACAGACCAGAUGUCCACAGUUACUGUAAUUGUUUAAUGACACUAGCCCCUAAACCCACUUGUAGCAGUCAUAUUUAGAUAUGUAGAAAACAAUUAAACACCGCAAAGCUAGACAGUCACAUUUAAGACCACACUCCACAAUCUCAAAUUACUAUUUAAAAUAAUUCAAUAUUUCUUUGACACACAUUCCCAUCUUCAUGUCUCUAGAGAUUUUUUAAUCUUAAAAUUUCAGAAAGAAUCCAUGUAUCACUGACAGUAUACUUCCCUUCAAAGCUCAAUGUUUACUGUUCGACUCCAUAGAGAAGUCAUUAGUAAGACACAAAACUAUAGUAGGUGAGUAAAAAAAA
This is a messenger RNA of Sphaeramia orbicularis (orbiculate cardinalfish), 2228 nucleotides long. It is a transcript of the gene cttnbp2nlb, whose product is annotated as CTTNBP2 N-terminal like b. Bases 118 to 1869 code for a protein of 583 amino acids. The transcript is spliced from 5 exons. The record is from RefSeq and is a predicted model, not a curated record. NCBI's taxonomy places the organism in Eukaryota, Metazoa, Chordata, Actinopteri, Kurtiformes, Apogonidae.